Suillus bovinus is the source of this 315-nucleotide messenger RNA. RefSeq lists its product as uncharacterized. The record is from RefSeq and is a predicted model, not a curated record. NCBI's taxonomy places the organism in Eukaryota, Fungi, Basidiomycota, Agaricomycetes, Boletales, Suillaceae. Bases 87 to 254 code for a protein of 55 amino acids. The transcript is spliced from 2 exons.
AGCGACCCUCUCACGAGCCUAUAGCACCUUGGUGGGCUCUAGCAGUACUAUGCGGGUCGCCUAGUUGACGCAUUCUUCUUCGCGUCAUGACCCCAAAUAAAUCUCUCAACAUUCGUAAAGCUCAACUCAUUUCCUCUGGCCUUGGGCAACACUUUGUAAGCCCGAGGAAAGCCAGGGAUAAGAGGAAAACUCAAACGCUGGUUGAGUUACCUGGUGCAGAACUCAAGCGGCGUCGCCUACUUGCUCAAAUGUAACGACUCUUGGAUCAUGCAUGAUGCGCCCUCCACAACAGGGUCUUCUCCUUGUACCGUCUCU